This is a messenger RNA of Peromyscus leucopus (white-footed mouse), 1061 nucleotides long. RefSeq names its product interleukin 24 (gene Il24). NCBI's taxonomy places the organism in Eukaryota, Metazoa, Chordata, Mammalia, Rodentia, Cricetidae. Bases 23 to 409 code for a protein of 128 amino acids. The record is from RefSeq and is a predicted model, not a curated record. The transcript has 4 exons.
ACCUGUCCGUUCUUGGACGCAGAUGAGCUCCACACUACAGACUCUCUCUUGCCUGAGCCUUAUCCUUCUUGUCUGGAACCAAGUGCCAGGGCUCCAGGGUCAUGAGUUCCGAUUUGGGCCUUGCCGAGUGGAAGGGGUGGUUCUCUCAGAACUGUGGGAGGCCUUCUCGGCUAUGAAGAGCACUGUGCAAACUCAGGAUGACGUCACAAGUGUCCGGCUGUUGAAGUCGCAGGUUCUUCACAAUGUCUCGAAGGACGAGGACAUGCUUUCCAUUAGUGAGAGUGCACACCGGCGGUUUUUGCUAUUCCGCAAAGCAUUCAAACAGAUGGACACAGAAACGGCUUUGGUGAAAGCCUUUGGGGAAGUGGACAUUCUCCUGACCUGGAUGCAGAACUUCUACCAUCUCUGACUGUCUAUCAGGAUAACUUCCUAUUUGUUCUCCACGCCAUUUCAAGCCAUUGUUAACACCCAGGCUGUCCUCAGGACACUUCAGACUCUUGGCCAUGGACUGACUCCGUUGCUGGCUCAGGCUUCUCUUCAGACUUCAUUCUCCAGCAGUCCAAAUGACAGUCAUGGCAGGCACCUUGGAAUGCUGUGGUGAACUCCUAAAGUGGACUUGUGUAUUUAUUACACCUUUAUUUAAUUAUUGUCACUGUUUCAGUGGAAACUGUAUUUAUUUGUGAGACUGGAAGUUCCAGGAAAGCAGCAGAACGUAGUGUCCCAUGCUUCCACCUUAUUUCCUGUGCUCUGGCUACGACGUGGGGGCAGUGGAUGGUUGCUCAGGAAAUAUUUAAACUGCGUUGUUUUUAUUUAUUGUUGUGUCUUGUGGAUUAUUGGGGAACAAUGAGUGAUGGGUUAUGAAGCUAAACUUCAGUGCAUGGAAAUCAUGCAGGGACAGAAUGCUGGGGCAUGGAGGGCACUGAUUUGAGAUUUUGUUUAUUUUUGUGUGUAUGGGUGUUUUGCCUACCUAUAUGUCUGUGCACUUCAUGCGUGGCAUGCAGUACCCUUGGAGGCCAGGUGAGGGCGUCAGAUCCCCUGGGACUAGAGUUAGAGGCAGUUGU